GCGAGGCGCUGGUGGCCUGGCACUGUCUCCAAACGCCUAGGCCAGGGGCCAUUGUGCUCCGCCCCUCCCCGUGCGACUAAUAAGCGCUCUCUCCAGGGUCAAGGUCGGGUGGAAGUCACACUGGGCUUCUAAGUCAAACCCUACUCGGAAAAUGCCUCUGCCUGGUCUAGCCUGGCCUAACAACCAGCCAGACCUACUCACUGCGCUCUGCCGGGGACCCCCAGGCUGUCACCGGUCCCUCCCAGCCGACCCCCGCCUAGCACGGCCGGCCACUUGGGCUCUCCCAGGUCUCCCGGCCCAGCUCUGCCGGCUCAGGGGCGGCCCCUUCCGGAGGGCAGCCUCCAGGCGACUGCGCGGUCCUAGGGAGCCUCGGGAUGCCAUUACUCCGGAGCUGCAGCUCUUGCUGGAGAACUCUCCACAGCCCAGUUCUCCAAAUGCCUGCACCGGAAAGGGAGGGGGGUGGGAAGAGAUGAAGAGAGCGACAGAGCCGGAGACUAGAAGGAGGAAGGGGGUGAGGAAAAAAAAGACAUUUUUGAAAAAGAGAAAGGAGCAACAGGAGACUAUUUCCCGGCCCCUUUUCUGGGAAAAACCUAAGGUGUAUCAAGGCGUCCGUGUGAAGAUGACCGUGAAAGAGCUUCUGCAGCAAAGAAGGGCACACCAGGCCGCCUCAGGGGCAAACCUGUCAGGAAGCAGCGGUCUCCACCUUCCAGACACUACCGUGCCAUCUUCCACAGGACUGUAUUUUGAGCCUGAACCAACGUCUUCCACGCCCAGUUAUUUUCAACCCCGAGAAUUUUCCACCUGUGUCUCUUGUGAAGAAAGCCCUAGCUGCCUCGACCAGAUCUUCGAGUCCUACCUUCAGACAGACACACUCCCGGAGCCUUUGCUCAACUCUGCACAAAUUGCUCCCCACUAUUUCCCAGAGGGCUGUCAAGUGGCCCCUUUCUGCCACAACCAGAGCCUGAUUCCAGGAUCACCUUCCGAUUCCUCCAGUCUCUCUGGCUCCUUUGACUGCAGUUACUCGCCAACUCAGCUGCCUUCCUACACUCCAGAAAAUUACAGCUCUCCUCCUUCUCUGGAUUCCCUACACUCCAGCCUCCCAGAAGACGGCUACUUCUGCCAGCAUUGGCCUUCUUACCCCCAGUACAACCUCUCGUCCCCAGCCACCCCCUCCUCUGUCUGCUACUACACAUCCUGUGAGACAGAGCACUUGGAUGCCCUCAGAACCACAGAGUUCUUCUACUCAGGCAUGGACUGUGUGGACUUUGCCCCUCCGGUGGCCACCACUGGCGAUUUCUAUAAGAGGGAGACAAGCUGUGACGCCUGCUAUAGUUAGUAGAAACCAGACUAGAAUGUUUCAUGGGUGUAUCUCUUUCUCUACUGCACCUUGAUGACACUUCAACCAUUCAACCCUUUCACAAACUACCCCACAUACGGUUUACGUUCCACCAUUUUCAAUCACCUGAUAGCUAGUGUAGGAAUCAACACAAUGCCCCCAAACCUGGUCUUGUGACAGUCUUAUUUUAUACACUCACUGUUAACAUUUUUUUUGUAUGGAUUUUUCCAGUGCCUUCCUUCUCAGUAUAACAAACAAACUCUUUUGUAAACUAAUAAAUAACUUUGUAUAAUACAUGU
Mus pahari (shrew mouse) is the source of this 1635-nucleotide messenger RNA. It is a transcript of the gene Pou2af3, whose product is annotated as colorectal cancer associated 2. Gene Ontology annotation, molecular function: POU domain binding; DNA binding. Bases 152 to 1336 code for a protein of 394 amino acids. NCBI's taxonomy places the organism in Eukaryota, Metazoa, Chordata, Mammalia, Rodentia, Muridae. The transcript has 5 exons. The record is from RefSeq and is a predicted model, not a curated record. Gene Ontology annotation, cellular component: cytoplasm.